AUGAACUCUACCUAUUCAAUCGAAGCCGAUGAUUUGUUGAUGAAAAUUCCGGAUUUUUUAUAUGUCAUCUUUAUGUUCUUAUUCGCAAUUUUGAUGUUAUGUUAUGUACUUUUAUUUCCUAUUUUUGAGUAUACACGCAAAACUAAUGAAGAGCAAAACAAAAAAAAUGAAUAUUUUGGCGGGAACUCAAAUUUCAUCAGAAAUAUUUUGGCGAGAAUUCAAAUAUAUUCAGACAAUUAUGGCGGGGAUUGUAGUUCAAAAUGAUUAUCAUUUUUUUUCAACUUGCAGAACUGAAAACAUCCUUAAAAAUUCAAAAAAAGACAAACUCUACCCAAUUAUCAAGAAUUUUUUCUGGAUGGCAAGAACAUCAUAUAUAUUUUUCAUAUCAUUGGUUGUCUUUUUAAUCAUUCAAUAUGAAUCGUUAAUCAACUUAAUGUACUGUAGCUUAUUCAUAAUUGACCAAACCUUUGGAAUGCUAGUAUUUUCCAUUGCUCUUGAGAAAUGCCUGUGCAAUUUCUUCCCCAGGCUCGAGCCCUAUCUCACGUCAGCUCGUGAUGGCUUUCUUAAUAAAAUUUGGAUUUUGUAUAUUGUGCACGUGCUGAAGGAAAUAAGUAUUUAUGUUGUGACAAGGCGCAUUCUCAAAUAUCAAUACAAAAUUUACAACCCUUUUUCUAUUUUGGGACUUGUUUAUGGGAUUAUAAUAUUUUGUAUGGCAAUAUUCUCAGUGUUAUCUGCGUUGUUACAUUUUCCAAUUGUUAAAAAAAUUCGAGCGCUUACGUAUUUGGAUUCGACUCAACUGAGUACCCUCUACACAUACAUAUUUUGGCUAACAAUAUUUAUAGUGGUUUUUAAAGUUAUCUACAUAUCACUUUUCACUACAAUCUUUUUUAUUUUUCUCCCUCAAUACUCUAUUCAGUUAUUGAUAUAUAUAAUUUUUAUUGUAGAAGGUCUCACAACUCCCAUUAUCAUUGAAAUUGUGUAUAUUGUUUGCAACAUUGACAAAAUCUAUAAUAUCGACGGCAGAAAAUUUAGAGAAUUUUUGAAGCUUUAUUUGAAAUGA
Caenorhabditis elegans is the source of this 1060-nucleotide messenger RNA. Lineage: Eukaryota; Metazoa; Nematoda; Chromadorea; Rhabditida; Rhabditidae. The record is from the annotation of a RefSeq genome assembly.